UCCUGUUUUACCGGAAAUCAACACAUAUUUUUAUCCCUCGCUUGUAGGAAAAGCACGUAGCAAUGGAAGUGGCCCAACACCGCUAAGUUACCGUCAGUGUUCGUUAUUUGAGAUGCUGCUCAACCGACUUUGAUAUUAAUUAACUAGGAUAACUAUGAAUAGUGAACUAGCACGCUAACAGGAUUUUUUGGGGUCCAAAGCCAAAACUAACAUUACAGCAUAAUAACGGUCAGACGGUCCAGUUAACUUCAGCUGACGUCAACAGGCUCGUGAGACAGAGCAAAGCCAUGUCAGCACUCCGUUCUGGACUGGUGUAUUGUUGCCCUCCCAGGAGAAAGGAGUGAAUGCAAUUGCCUCUAUACCUUGUCUCUUUUUGAACAAAAAAAAAAAAACAACAACAUUUCCCCCACUGCAUGACACAGUGAGGCCUGUCAAAGAGCUGCCCCAUCUGACACUCCAUCACAUCUACUGAUCCACUGAUCUGCCAGCAUGGCUAACACAGACUCUGUCAAAGUCCGGGUCCUCUCUCUGAACUGCUGGGGGAUCCGCUAUCUUAGCAAACACUGUCCUCAGCGCUAUGCCAUGAUCGGAGAUAUGUUGUGCAGGGAAGAGCAUGAUAUUGUCUUACUGCAAGAGGUGUGGAGUGAAAAAGACUAUCUAUCCUUGAAAAGGAAACUUGCCUGUAGUCAUCCUUACUCUCAUUACUUCAAAAGUGGAGUCAUCGGCAGUGGACUGGCCAUUUUCUCCAAACACAGAAUCCACGAUACAUUUCUUUUUCGCUACUCACUGAAUGGUUAUCCUUACAUGGCUCACCAUGGAGACUGGUUUGGAGGUAAAGCUGUUGGGAUGGCCAUCCUAAACAUUGGCAGCCUGAUUGCAAACGUCUAUGUUACUCAUCUGCAUGCAGAGUACUGCAGAGACAAGGACUUGUAUCUACCUCACAGAGUGGUUCAGGCCUGGGAGCUGCAGCAGUUCAUUCGCCACACCUCUGCUGGAGCAGAUGUGGUGAUUUUAGGUGGUGAUCUCAACAUGCACCCCGAGGACCUCGGCAACAGACUACUGAGGUCUUACACUGGACUCCGAGACUCUUAUGUAGAGACCGCUAAAUUUGAUGGAUGUGAGGAUGGUAUGACUCUCAUAGCUGACAACCCUUUUAUCAAUAAAAAGGAGCUUCUUCCUUUUGAGAAGGGAAUUCGAAUCGACUACAUCCUGUUCAAGGGUUCUUCCAAAACAGACAUUUAUUGUGAUUUCAUGUCCACCACCAACGGCUCCGUCCCUGACCAUCCAUUCCCGUACUCCGACCAUGAGGCUCUGACUGCUGGGCUUAGGCUGGAGACACACACUUCAACUGAGACCGGACGUGACAGGCAAUCAAAGAAUAAGGACUCUGCUGCAGGGAAGCUGGCUGAGUUGGUCGACAUUGUGACAGAGGCCCGCACUGAAGUCAAAGUGGGCUUGCACUGUGCCGAGAGCAUGCGCUACACAGCCAAACGCACCGGGGUGAUGGGGUUGGCUCUGCUGUUUCUGGAGCUGGCCAUCGCCACCGUGCCCUGGUUGGCCCUGGGAGCAGAACAACCUUUCCCUCGUACCUCCUUCUACCUGCUGGCUGCAUUGUGCUUCGCCAUCCUGCUGACCACCUUUCUGCUGUACAUCUUCUAUACCAUAGAGCUGAAAUCUCUUCAGGGGGCUGAAGACCAGAUGAGGCUGGCUGUAGGAAGUCUGCAAGAGAAGCUCCGGGGCUUUCCUUUGGCUCAGCCCCACAACGCCCAGCGGAGGCCCCCAAAGGUCCAUGAGCCCAGUGCUUUUGACCCAGAGGAAUAAUACAGAAGCCAAAGUGGGCUCUCUGAAAGUAGCCUUUGAAGUGGGCUUUAAGAUGGAUGUUUGAGGAAGUCCUUCAUCCUCUGAAUGUGUUUUAUGCUCUUGAGAUUAAGAUUUGUACUGUACAGUGAAGGAGCUUUUGAAGGAUGUUUCUGAAAGUAGUGCAGGACACAUGCUUUGACCUUUUUUUAAUACUUUUUAUAUAAUUGUCUUUAGCCUUUUUUAACCCUAGAUUUCCCUCAAUGCACCUCAACACGCUUCCUGUUGCAUAGUAUAGUACUUCUAUGCUACUGCUGUUCUUAAAGGUCAUAAAUGUGACCAUUUGUGUCUCUAGCCUCAGGUCCGACUUGCAUUCCACCCACCAGAAGUUUCAGCGGGACCAGUUGUUUCUGUUUUUAAUUUCAUGCUUCCCUUUUGUGAUUUGGAGAGUCCACCACACAAUUGUAGUGGGUCCAGACUUUGUGCUGAUUUACUUGCAGAAAGAAGCACUGCACGGAAGACACAGACACUGCGAAUGUUGACGGUUUACAUUUUGGUCAGUAAUAUUUGUUCCCUGCAGGACAGAUUGUUGGGAGCUUCCAGGGGCACUUAAAAACAAGGAUCCUCAUGCACCAGUUAAGACUUUUCAGUCUAGUAUUCUGUAGGAAAAGGGACAAACUUGAGCUGCAUGUCUCAUGUUUACUGUCUUGCACCGGAAAGUAUCUUUAUGUUAGAGACAAUCUGCACUCCUCUUUUCCAAAGUAUAAAUGUGAAUAAAAUAAUUUAAAAAACAUCAUGUAGUGUAGAAAAUUACAAAUGCUUAAUAUAUCAUAUCAUGUAUUGUAAGUGUGCAGUACACUUAGUUGUCUAACCAGAUAAACCACUUCGCUUUUAUGUAAGAAAGUAAAUUACUUAAUGAUUCACGUUACUGUAAGACAGUGUAUGACUCAGCAAAAGCCUAACAAAGACUAAUUAUUUUUAAACUUUAUUAUUUCACCUCAGUGUUGGAAAAUCACUUGGUAGUUCUUAAUUUCAUAAAGGUUGUAGAAUUUAAAACAAUACCUGAUGUUCAUUUCAACUUAAAAUUGUGAUGGGUAUGAUUAUGAAAGCAAUAAUAAAGAAUUUAUUCUCACG
Molecule: messenger RNA, 2931 nt
Organism: Sander lucioperca (pikeperch)
Lineage: Eukaryota; Metazoa; Chordata; Actinopteri; Perciformes; Percidae
Gene: smpd2b
Product: sphingomyelin phosphodiesterase 2b
Exons: 12
Coding region: 490-1821 (443 amino acids)
Cellular component (GO): cytoplasm
Molecular function (GO): sphingomyelin phosphodiesterase activity
Source: RefSeq, a predicted model, not a curated record